Molecule: messenger RNA, 3855 nt
Organism: Neoarthrinium moseri
Lineage: Eukaryota; Fungi; Ascomycota; Sordariomycetes; Amphisphaeriales; Apiosporaceae
Exons: 5
Coding region: 1-3855 (1284 amino acids)
Source: RefSeq, a predicted model, not a curated record
AUGACCUCUGGCCCCAACCCCACAUCAAAAGCUCAGGAUCUAGACCUCCCAGCCAGCCAGUCAGCCAGCCAGCGGCGUACGAGAGAGAGCGGCGAGAGAUCUCGACUUCCUCGACAUUCCGCAGUACUCUCUUCCUUGCUGCGAAACCAUCGUCGCCUUCUCGCGCCGGACUCGCCAUUGUUCAUCUGCUUGCCGGGGCGCUCAGCUCAGCGCAUCUCCCCCAAGCUCCACUCCGCUCAACGUGAUACCUCGACCUCGACCUCGACCUCGCCCUUGCCCACAGUUUGCGCCGUCCUUGUUCUCUACGUCGCCGAUAGUCGGCACAGGUCCAGCAUGGAGCCAGUUAUAGAUGUGAGCUGGAUGAACCAUGGGAAGGACAAGCUGGGCAAGCAUGGCACCACAAAACCGAGCUCGACAACCCCUGGGACCCAAGACUCCUCAGCGACAAGCCAGCCGCUCGAUACCGCAACGCCUAGCAAGGUAAACGGCAAGACAGCUCCGCUAUCACCACCGCCCUCACCGCCCCUCGCCUCGACGCCACCCACAUCCAAGCCGAUUCCCCCUCGGCAAGGUGUCACGAGAAGUAACUCCAUAGAAGACAAGAAGUCUCCUGGACCGAACGGCACACCCCCUCAGCGAAGGGGGUCGUGGUUCUCCAAGAUAUCCGGCACCUUUUCCUCGUCUCCAAGCGGCGCGCCACAUGCUCCGCCAGCUGCGGCCUCCGACAACAUCGAUGGUGACGAUGUCUCGCCACUCCCUAAGAUCACGCCGAACAAGAACGCCGUGCUUCCGCAUGCAGCAAGACAAUCUGGCGAUGGCCCAUACGUACCAGCGCCACCAAGGGGUGGACAGCCUGGCUUCUUUCAAGUCUUUCGACGGAAAUCAUCUUCCAGCGGAUCGCUACCCGGAAGGAACAACCACGGUCUGGUUGAGCGACGGGUCUUGAACGUCGACAAGCAGAGGGAGCGACCUCGGUUGAACGAGCUGAACCAAGCCAAGCUGCGUCGCGUAGCCUUUUGUGUGGACGUCGAAAUCGCCCCAAUGCCCAAGUAUUCCGACUCGGAAACAGGAGACAACAAGGACGAGGAGAAAACGCAGAAGCGUAAGAUUGCCGAGAAAGGCGAAGGGGAAGCAUUGAAGAGGCCCAAAGCCGUGGAGGAAGAAAAGGAAAAGGCCGGCGAGGUCAAGGCUACGGGCGAGCAACUGCCAAAGGAGCCACCGAAAGAGGGGAACGGCGCGGUGAAAGGGACCAACGGCCAAGCAAAGGACGGCAUUGCAGUGACGACUACCGAGCAGAAACCGGAAAAGGAGACAACUCGUAAGAAGGAGAAGAAAAAGAAGAGUGAGGCGGAACGCAAGGCAAAGAAGGAGCAGAAGCGAAAAGAAGCUCUGGAAAAGGGGGCGAUUCCUAUGGAGAUCCAUCUCGACAGCGACUCAUCGGCUGACGAGGCCGUGAUACCCCAGAUUCCGAGGCCGAGCAAAUUUGCCCCAACGACAAACCCCGGACGGAUCUAUCGGAGAUGUUGCCAGUUACGAGAGACCGAUAUCCUGACCAAGAUCACCUCUCAGCUCCCCAAGGCGACCGAUGUCUGUCCUGGCGGUCUCGUGGAGAAGAUCGACCUGACUGGGUACUUCAUGUCUCUCCCGGAUCUGGUCACUCUCGGAGAUUUCUUUGCUGUUGUGCCAGUGAAGGAGGUGAUCCUGGAGGAUUGUGGCCUCACGGACGAAGGUGUCCGCGUUGUCCUAGCCGGUCUUCUUGCUUCAAAGAAGCAGAAAUUGCGGCACCGCCGAUCUGUCACGAAGCCUGCAGAUCUUUGCCAUCAGGGCGGCGUUGUCGAGAGGUUGGUGCUCAAGAACAACAAGCUGGGAAUUGAGGGGUGGAAGCACAUUUGUCUGUUCAUUCACAUGUGCCGUUCUCUGAAAUGUCUUGAUCUAUCAAGCAUCCCGUUUCCUGCCCCUGCCGAACCGGUCAAGACGCCCUUGACGCAUCAAUUUCUCCAUCAUAAUGGGCAGACCCCUAUCACCCAGAUCGAUCCGUCUCUGCUGCUUUGCAAAGCACUCGGCGAACGGCUUGCUGGUCCUGAGUUAGAACUACUCAACCUUGGUGACACAGGAAUCAAGGCUGCCCAGCUCGGCGUUGUGCUGGACGGAUGCCUCAAGUCUGGCAUAUCACGGUUGGGGCUCGCGCACAACGAUCUCGAUGCCCAAGGUGUCGAACACGUUGCCAGGUACCUUCGCGGUGGCAAGUGCCAGGGUCUAGACCUCGGCGGCAACGAUCUCAGAGACCAUUUGCAAGCCAUCGCUGAGGCGAUAGAUGAGAGCAAUAGUAAUUUCUGGGCCGUGAGCUUGGCAAAUAGCAACCUUACACCUGGCUCCUUGUGCAAGCUCUUGCCCAAGCUGGCCCAGCUCACUAACUUCAAGUUCAUCGACCUAUCACAUAAUCAUGAGCUUUGCGAGUCGCAGCCCAGUGCCAUCGGACUGCUGCGAAGAUAUCUGCCAAAGCUUCACGCCCUAAAACGCCUCCAUUUGGCGGAUGUGGCGAUGACAUCGGAGCAAGCCAUUGCCGUUGCAGAAGUUCUACCCGAAGUCAGCACACUCGCGCACAUCAACCUUCUUGAAAACCCCGAGCUUGUCAGCCUAGCAGAUGCGAAGUCCGAGGAUACACAAGAAGAAGCAUGCGCUCUUUAUGCUUCGCUCCUUGCAGCAGCGCGAGUUUCUGAGACUCUCGUCAAGAUCGACAUUGAUACACCAAGUGUUGAAUCCUCGGAACUUGUUAAGGCUCUUGCUAAUCAAGUCCUGGCCUAUUGUCUCCGCAACAUGCGUAUGGCGCCUGACCUUAGGGAGAAUGUUGCUAACGAACAAGCUCCUGGGCAAGUGAAAUACCCUGAUGUGCUACGGCACCUUGUUGGGUAUGAGGAAGACUUGCCAGUUGUUUAUUCCAGUAACGAAGAAACUGAUCCUGCUCCCGAUGAGGACUAUGUGAUCGGUGGAACCGGUGUUGUCAAGGCUCUCACUUGCUGUCUGAACAACCUGGACGAGAACUCGAGACGGAACUCCGGCGAGUUCAUCAAGGAGCUUGAGACGGGUACCAGUGCACCCGGUGCUAAGGUGCCCGCCGGUAAAGCGAAGAACAUGUCCAAACAUCUCCUGGCCAGUGCCCGUAAGAUCCGGGUACGACUUCAGCCAGCUCUGGCUCAGGCCAAGGCCAAAUCAAGUGUGGACAUGAACAACUACAAUCGUCUUUUGUUCCUUGACCAAACUCUGCAAGGUAUUAUUGGUCGGUUUGAGGACGAAUUUCCCGAGACCCGCCAAGAGCAGACACAGGUCAUGACACCGCACUAUGGACCACCAGCUCUACCGCAACGUGGCAGCUCGUUCUCCUCUGCUGAAGCAGAGCCGGUGUUCACUGAUACAGAAGAGCUUGAAACCGAGUUACGAUCAUCCUCUCGCUCACGUUCGAACUCGAUCAUGUCGCAUACAUCAAAGCAACUUGCCGAAGAGGAGGGUCGCGCGCUCCGUGUUGGACACAAAUUCCGGCGUGGUUUCAUUCCUGCACACUACAACUUGCUGUCAGAUCCCGAGAUCGCAAAUGACCCGGACCAGAAAAAGCACAUCGAGCAUUUGCUAGACGACCUUGGUUCAGAAGCUGAGGACAUCCGGAAGAAGGUAGAAGAGAAGGGAGCCCUGGUCACUUUCCAAGAGAACAAGGAUGAAAUACUGAAAAGGUUGCGCGACAAAGAUCCAGCGGGAUGGGAUCGUUUCAUUGAGGCCCAGGAGAAGGCACGGGCGAAUAUCCAACUUCAGAUGAAUGCUCCUAAGGCAGUUCUUCCGGACGAAAGUGCCAUCGAGGACUAG